UUUCCUUGUCGUCAUGACGACCUCACACCCCACCAUCUCCAGAUCUGUCUUCCUGUUGCCACGGUGACCUGAUCCUGUUCCAGCUCCGCUUCUCUUAAUGAUCCUGAUUGGGGCUCAGAUAGGAGAGCGACCCUGGAGCGCGCCGUCUUCUCCGCCCUGAAAACAGCUUGUGGAUGGGACAGCGAGUCACAUACUGGGACGAGGAUCUAAGGACAGGAAGGUGCGACGCACCGGGAAUGCUGUGGAAGUAACGCCGGAGUGUUGCCUGGAAACAGCAGCAUGCCAGUACAGCAGAUAACUGUGGUGCCGGCCAGGGAGACGGCCAACAACGGCAAGAGUGCUUCUCGCUCCAAAGACAAAAACGAGGGAAGGAAAGCCCCCGGGCGCUCAGGGAGUCGAUCCAGCAACAUCUCCAAGGCCAGCAACUCUACAACAGGACUCGGCGCAACCCCAAAGACAUCAAUCAGCCCGUCUUCUCAGGACAUAUGCAGGAUCUGCCACUGUGAGGGGGACGACGAGUACCCGUUGAUAAUGCCUUGUCGCUGCACAGGGAGCCUGAGUUUCGUCCACCAGGCUUGUCUCAACCAGUGGAUCAAGUCCUCUGACACUCGCUGCUGUGAACUCUGCAAGUUUGACUUCAUUAUGGAGACAUCGCUCAAACCAUUACGCAAGUGGGAGAAACUACAAAUGUCGAAGGGCGAGAGGAGAAAGAUCUUCUGUUCAGUGUUGUUUCACCUGAUAGCAAUAACGUGCAUGUUGUGGUCAGUCUACAUACUGGUCAAGAGAACCGCUGAAGAGAUCAGACUUGGGAAGGACGGAGUGCUGGAGUGGCCCUUCUGGACCAAACUGAUCGUUGUAGCCAUCGGCUUCACCGGCGGCCUCAUCUUCAUGUACAUUCAGUGUAAGGUGUACCUGCAGCUGUGGCGCCGCCUCAAGGCCUUCAACCGCAUCAUCACCGUUCAGAACUGCCCCGAGAAAGACCAGCACCACCCGCAGAGCCACGGCAGCACCCUCUCCAACGGCAGGCACGAAACCGUGGAGGUCCCGGUCAGCCCGGCCCCCGUCCCGGCUCAGCACGCACAGAUGGACUCAGACAUGUCAGUGGAGGCUGCUUUGGCACCGGCACAAAACCCCGUCUGACCUCAUCUCCUGUCGGGCGGACGAGAGUCCUGAAUCACACCAUGCUCUUAUAACUACGCUGGCGGCCGUGACCAUGGUGCGAUUUAGACUCGUAGGGUUUGUCCUCCUCAGCUCCUGUGAUCACUGAUCUUAAAACACGGCAGACUUCUCCUGUUCCUCACU
Molecule: messenger RNA, 1302 nt
Organism: Paralichthys olivaceus (Japanese flounder)
Lineage: Eukaryota; Metazoa; Chordata; Actinopteri; Pleuronectiformes; Paralichthyidae
Source: RefSeq, a predicted model, not a curated record